Molecule: messenger RNA, 1683 nt
Organism: Dioscorea cayenensis subsp. rotundata (Guinea yam)
Lineage: Eukaryota; Viridiplantae; Streptophyta; Magnoliopsida; Dioscoreales; Dioscoreaceae
Product: ureidoglycolate hydrolase
Exons: 12
Coding region: 92-1498 (468 amino acids)
Molecular function (GO): hydrolase activity, acting on carbon-nitrogen (but not peptide) bonds, in linear amidines
Source: RefSeq, a predicted model, not a curated record
UCUUUCGUGUUUCUUAUCUUGGCAUAGGAAAGUGCAUCCGUGAUCAUUCAUCGUCACUGAAAAACCUGGAAACCAUACUAGACAUUCCGUGAUGGCGUUGAAGUUCCCAAAAGUUCUCCUUUUCUUCUUCUUCUUCUUCUUCUUCUUCUCCACAAUCGCGGCAGGAAGCUAUGAAGAUCCUACGAGGAGGACCAUGGAGGAGUUCUCAGGAUAUCCAUUUCAUUCAUCGCAUCCCAUCUUUUCUCUUUCACCAGUCAACCUGGAGAGCCUUCAGAAGCAGUUUGAUGAGUUGGCGAACUUUUCAGAUACCCCAGCUCCAUCAGUGACUCGGAUUUUGUUCACUGAGAACGAUGUAUUGGCUCGAGGGUAUAUUAAAGAACUGAUGGGUAAAGCUAGUCUUUCUGUUCGGGAAGAUGCUGUUGGUAACAUAUUUGGGCGGUGGACUGGUUCUGAUCCAGAGCUUGGGGCAGUUGCAACUGGUUCUCACAUUGAUGCCAUUCCUUAUUCAGGAAAAUAUGAUGGGGUUGUUGGUGUCUUGGGUGCUAUUGAAGCAAUAAAUGUGCUGAAAAGAUCUGGCUUCCAGCCUAAGAGAUCAUUGGAGGUGAUCUUGUUUACAUCUGAGGAACCCACUCGUUUUGGAAUCAGUUGUUUGGGGAGUCGCUUAUUAGCAGGGAGUGAGGCACUGGUUAAUGGCAUUAAAGAAUCAGUUGAUGGUCAAAAUACAUCAUUUUUUGAUGCCGCAAAGUCUGCAGGCUAUGUAGUUUCUGAAGAAAAUUUGUCUACUGUCAUUUUGGAGAAAGGCAGCUAUUUUGCUUUUCUUGAAUUGCAUAUAGAGCAAGGUCCACUUUUGGAAGAAGAAGGUGUUUCCAUUGGUAUUGUAACUGCUAUUGCUGCUCCCGCAAGUAUAAAGGUGGAGUUUGAGGGAAAUGGAGGCCAUGCUGGAGCAGUCCUUAUGCCAGAAAGAAAUGAUGCUGGAUUGGCAGCUGCGGAGCUAGCACUGGCUGUUGAAAAGCAUGUUUUAGAAACUGGGUCUAUGGAUUCUGUCGGUACUGUAGGCAUCAUUGUGCUGCAUCCUGGAGCAAUUAAUAGCAUCCCCAGCAAGUCUCAUAUUGAAAUUGACACACGAGACAUUGAUGAAAAGAGAAGGGAUGGAAUAGUUGAAAAAAUUCAUCAAUCUUCAAUUGACAUAGCCAAAAGACGUGGAGUUAAGCUAUCAGAGUUUAGAAUUGUUAAUCAAGAUCCACCAGCCAAGUGUGACCACUCAAUAAUCAAUGCCAUGGAAGUUGCUGUGCGGCGGUUGAAUCUUAGCCACAAGAUGAUGAUUAGUAGAGCCUACCAUGAUUCCCUCUUCAUGGCCAGAGUCUCACCUAUGGGCAUGAUCUUCAUACCGUGCUACAAAGGUUAUAGCCACAAGCCUGAAGAGUAUGCCUCCAUUGAAGAUAUUGCAAAUGGAGUCAAUGUUCUUGCACUAACUCUAGCGCAAUUAUCUCUGGAGUGAGCAUUAGAUGGAAACCCUGCAGAACAAGUAGCCUUAGCUGAAUGGUGUUGUGCAAUGUCGAAUUCAUAUGUUUGAAUGAUCUUUUUUUCUAAUUAUAAAAAUAAAAAAAAUGGAAAAAAGAAUCUGCAGUGCGUUAUCUAUAUUGGAGGUUUGCAUGAUUCAGAAAAACUAUUUUUCUCGGCUCA